AUGCCAUUUCUGUCGUACGCCCAUAUACUUGAACUCCAGCAACAGCUGGAAGGCACCCGGGCUCGGGUGAUAUGCGCUGGCUCCGAAGAGUAUGCGGAGAGCAUCAAGCGAUGGAGUGAUACGUGCGAGAAAGAAGCUGUGCCCGUUGCUCAGUAUCCACGGAACAUCCCUUUAACAGUACCACAGGGCGCAGUAGUCAAAGUCACGUCCACAUCCGAAGUCUCUGAAGUGAUUAGGUUUGCCCGAAAGCAUCGUAUCUCUUUCGCGGUAGAAGCCGGGGGACAUUCCACCACCGGGUCCUCGGCAUCUCAUGGAGGCAUUGUCAUCAGCCUGUCUCAGAUGCGGAAAGUCCUCACAGACCCCGCUUCAAAGACGGUUUGUGUCCAAGGUGGUGCCACCUGGCAGGAUGUCAACAGUUCCACGGCUCCCUACGAUUUAGUGGUUGUAGGUGCCACUUCAAGUCAUGCUGGCGUCGCGGCGUCGACACUGGGGGGAGGAUACGGAUGGCUGACAGGGAGGUACGGUCUGAUCAUGGACAGCCUACUGAGUGUCAGGAUGGUACUCGCAGAUGGCUCCAUUGUCGAAGCGUCAGAAACUACUUCCCCAGAGCUUUUCUGGGCGGCCCGAGGUGCCGGACAAGCCUUCGGUGUGGUGACUGAGCUUGUCUUUCGUGCGUAUGAUCUGAAACAUCACGUAUUCGGGGGUGCUCUGUACUUUACACCAGAUAAGCUGCCAAAGAUUGUGGAUUUCGCCAAUGAAUUCCACCGUCGCAUGGAUGAGAACAGCGGCCUCAUGUUUGGGUUCACGGCGCCUCCGUUUAUGACGGAGACAGCUAUACUGGCCAUUCCUUUCUAUCAUGGCACCCGCGAAGAGGCAGAAGACUUUUUCGAACCCCUCCUGUCAGCUGGCCCUGCUGCAUCGCAAAUCGAUAUGAUGUCUUAUACGAAACUCAACGCGGUGGCUAAUGUAGAACCGUCUCCAGAGGGCCGCAAAAGCAUCAACGGGACCAAUAUCUCCCCGCCACUUGACACCGACUUUGUACACGAUGUAUACAGCCAAUUCGACAGGGUAAUGAGAAGCUGGAGGCGAGUGGGAAAUAGUGUACUCAUGUUUGAGCUGCUGCCAUAUACGCACAUCAUUGCAGUACCAUUGGAUGCUACGGCUUGCGCUAAUCGAGGCCGGUACUACAAUGUUGGCUCGAUCUUCUGCUGGCAGGAUCCAGAUCUCGACCAGAAGAUGCUGACAGAGCAGCAAGGCAUUAUGGCCAAGAUCGCGAAUUUCGGAUCCCGUGAGGAGGGCGAAAAUCGCGUAGCCGCAUAUGCCAACUAUGCUGGGCAUAAUAUCAGUGCUGCGAGGCUAUUUGGCGAGAACUUGGAGCGGUUGCAACAGCUGAAGAGAACCUUCGAUCCCAAUAAUGUGUUUAGAAAGUGGCACGACCUCCUCCAUCAAAAGAACGAACCACACUCAGUGUAA
Messenger RNA from Aspergillus pseudonomiae, 1473 nucleotides. Its product is annotated as FAD-binding oxidoreductase. Gene Ontology annotation, molecular function: FAD binding; oxidoreductase activity. Bases 1 to 1473 code for a protein of 490 amino acids. The record is from RefSeq and is a predicted model, not a curated record. The transcript is spliced from 3 exons. Lineage: Eukaryota; Fungi; Ascomycota; Eurotiomycetes; Eurotiales; Aspergillaceae.